AUGUAUCCAAGUGAUUAUUAUGGUCAUCCAUUCGCUGUUUAUUACGGUUAUCCGGGACCGUACUCGUGGUAUCAUCCCUAUUACAGAGUUGGUGCAAUUCCGAUGUGGGGAGUUUACUGCUUUAUUUGCAUUUUUCUAAUAUUCGCUUUUGUUGCCUGUGUUCUGUGCAUAACGCGACAUGAACCAGAACCUAUUGUGAUUGAGGAUCCCUACAGACCACCAGUGUAUAUGGAACCUGCAUUUGGCCCGCCGCCAAUCAUUGGACCCGCUGUCAUCGGUCCUCCCAUAAUAGAGCCGGUCGAAGUCGUAUGCGAGCACCAGCCUUCCUCACAAACACUAACGCCGGAUUCUCACACAGUGUAA
Caenorhabditis bovis is the source of this 363-nucleotide messenger RNA. The record is from the annotation of a GenBank genome assembly. NCBI's taxonomy places the organism in Eukaryota, Metazoa, Nematoda, Chromadorea, Rhabditida, Rhabditidae.